AUGGACGGACUGGCGUUGGAUAUAGCUGAGAGAUUUCCACAUCUACGUACGAGGAGAAACGUAGCUGGUGUGAGUCCCCUGCAACUUAUGGUGACAAUUCCAGGAGCAUUCAAGAGUGAAAUGGAAUUUGGACCGUUGGAAUCCUUCGUCUAUAAGUGUAUCCCUCUUUAUGAUGAUGGAGAGCGGGCUGCGUCCUUCGCUAUCAAAGAUGAUUACCCGGACAUGAUUGAUGGUGUGCAGCCUGUAACUGAUCAAAACGAUCACGACGAGGAGAACCCACAGCUUCAAAAGACAAAAAGCUUUCCUCCAAACUACGCCACAAUGUUUAAACUGUUAAAAUUGGCUAAAAUUCCAGUUUUCCCUACAAUAAAGUACUUGGAGCAGCAAAAAAGAAACCAUAAAGAAACAUUGGCGCUCAUCGAGUGUUUGGCAGAGGAUGCAGAUUACUGGGAUUUCAUCGGCAAGGGGAUGACAGGCCAAGUGGAUAAAAGCACAAGUUUCAGCGCCCACAAACCUAUAGUGGACGACGAAUAUGAUAAAUUUGUGUAUGCUGAUGAAGUUUUCCCCACAAUAAAGUACUUAAAUCAGGUAAAAAGAAACCAUAAAAAAACCAUGGCGCUCAUCAAGAUACAUGAUGAGUCUGACGAAGAGCAGGAGAGCUUCGACGCUCGCCUACUGCGCUGGAACGACUCGCCGCUGAUAAUCGGCGCCAAGAUGGGGCUCUACGAAUUCGUCGAGAAGAUCUUGGAGGUCUACCCGCAGUCCGUCAGCAUCCUGGACGUCCAAGGAAAGAAUAUAAUUCAGGUGGCCAUUUCGCUCGGCAACCAGAAGAUUUUUGAGUUGGUGAAAUCAAAACUUACAGGCAGAAAUGCCGUGUUUCCUUCACGACUACUGUACGCCAGAGACAACAAGAAAAACACCAUUCUCCACUACGCCGCCGAAGUCACGGUCGAUGUGGAAGUGGUCGGCGCUCUUCAGAUGCAGAAAGAUCUGCAGUGGUUUGAAAAAGUAGAGACAUUGAUUCCCAGGGACCUUCAGUACAGCCGCAACAUGGAGGAGAUGACCGCGCAGGAGUGCUUCUCAGAGAACCACAAGAAUAUGGCAAGGAAAGGCAAGGAACAGCUCACCCAGCUGGGGCAGACUUGCGCCAGCCUCGUGGCAGCAUUCGUCUUUGCUUCGAGUAUUUCCAUUCCUGGUUCCGACGACAGCGGAGGCGGCGGCAAUAUCUACAGCAAGACGGCAUUUAUUGUGUUCAAGAACGCAUUCGUGUUCGGGUUAUCCUGCGCCGCAACGGCGCUGGUUCUGUUCUUGUCUUUGGUUACCUCGUCGUACAGAGAGCGCGAGUUCCGGCGUUCAAUCCCGACCAAGCUCUUCUUCGCGGUUUUAUCAUUCGUUCUGGCCCUAAUUUCCCUCCUCGUGGCCUUCGCCUGUAAUAUCUUUUUACAGAUUUACAACGGGAGGAGGACAGGUGCAAAGGAACUCAUUCCGUUCGUGUGCGAGCUGACCGUCUUCCCGGCCUUCGUGUGGUUUCUGCUGAUGUACCGUGGUUGCUCCUUCGGCAUCAUUUCGCUCUUUAAGCAGGUAUGGCGUUAG
Molecule: messenger RNA, 1593 nt
Organism: Dendrobium catenatum
Lineage: Eukaryota; Viridiplantae; Streptophyta; Magnoliopsida; Asparagales; Orchidaceae
Exons: 5
Coding region: 1-1593 (530 amino acids)
Source: RefSeq, a predicted model, not a curated record